CAACAAGCACAAAAUACAAAAUAUCACAUUUAUAACUCAAUAUAUCAAUAUAUAUUUUAUGACGAAUCACGAACAUGACAUGGUCUGGAUACACUACAAGCUGGUGCGCAAGCCCAAAACUGAGGGCGAAGGCGUCAUCAUGAACGUGGGCAUACUGGCCAAGCUCUAUCGACAGGCGCGCAUGGCCAUCAUGGAGGAUACUCACGACGUGGAUGCUAAUUGUGAUGGGCCUGAUCUGGAUUUCGUUUACGCCGAUGUGGAUAGCUAUCAAAAUGAAAUCGCCGAACUCUACAGUUACACGGAAUUCAGUGAAUUCCAAAUGAAUGUCAAGGCAUUUGAGGACCAAAUGGAUCUAUAUGAUCUGCCGCCAAAUUGGCAGAAGCAGGACGCCGCUGCACAGCGCAGCAUUGUGAUGAAACUGGUCGAUCAAUUGGAGGUAUCGGAUCGCUCCUUUCGCAUGCAGGCGGCACGCUGCAUCCUAUAUUUGGCACAGGGCUGCUGGGCCGAGGUGCAAUCGGACGAGGAGCAGCAUCAGAAUACGCGCGACAAUGUCAUUGUACUCUAUCAGCUAGGCGUCUUCUCCUCGUUCAUCGAUUUGCUCAACAUGGAGAUCGAGACCGCCUGCUCUCCAGAUAUUGUGGCGGUCAAGAUUACCAACGUGACGCUGGUGGAUUCAACGGAUAUACGGGUCAUACUCUCAGUGCUGUAUAUCAUAACGGAGACAAUACGCGAUGAGCGCGAAAAGGGCAGUGAGGAUUACAAGCAGCUGGCCGAAUCCUUUGUGCAGGAAAUCAACAGCCCCCUGCCCGACGGUGAGCUGCUCGCCGUCAAGCUGCUGGGCAUGAUUACGCGGUUCUGUAGCGGCGCUGCACCACAGUUUCCCAUGAAGAAGGUUGUGCUGCUGCUGUGGAAGGUCUCGCUGCUGGGACUUGGCGGCAUGGAAGUGCUGAAGAAUCUCAAGAACGAGUACAGAGCCAAGAUCGGGCUGGAACCGAUCACCGAGGACACACUGGAGGUAACCAAAUGCAUGCGCGCCAGUUCACCGCCAGCGACGGCAACUGAUAUACUGGAGAAUCAGUAUCCCAAGCGGAAUUUCAAGCGCUCGCUAAUGAAACAACGCUUCCUGGACGAGCCGGAGCAAAUCGAUAUGGAGCUCUCGGGCAAUGAGGGCGGCCCGAAUGCCAACAAUGGCAACUCAACAACUGGCUCGGGCACGGGCAACGGCGAGGACGAUCUCUCUCAGUACUAUCGACCCUUUGACGAUCCCUCCGCUUCCACGUCGUCGGGCAACAACAGUGGCAGCGGGAACAACAGCAACACGGCAACAGCUAACCCGAACAAUCAACCAAGUCUUACACAGCCCCCGGCCGCAGUGCCGGCCGUGCAGAUAACGGCGCGUUUGCCCUGGACGCCAAAGGUGCGCCAGAAGGACAUUGAUCAGUUUCUGGAUAUAUCGCGCAACAAGUUCAUUGGCUACUCGCUGAUUGGGGAUCACGAGAGUCUGGCGGGUCUGCCGCAGCCCAUUCACGAGGGCUUCAAGACGCUGCAGCGUCACAUGUAUGUCAGCCUGGCGGACAUGCAGAUCAAGAAGGAGGAGGACAUUGCACGCAAUCCCAUUUCAACGCACGAAGAUGAGAUUAAGCUGACGCCGGCCGAGAUACUCUACCAGGCCAUAUUGCCCAAUCUGCCGCAAUAUAUGAUAGCCCUGCUGAAGGUCUUGCUGGCCGCCUCGCCCACAUCCAAGUCGAAGACGGAGAGCAUCAACAUAAUGGCCGAUGUGCUGCCCAAGAAGAUGCCGCUGACCGCAACGCAGUCAACUAAACUGACCGUCGACAUGGGCCGCCAUAAGGAAAUCAUUGUGAAGGCUGUCUCGGCCAUAAUAUUGCUCUAUCUGAAGCAUUUCAAGAUCAACCAUGUCUAUCAGUUCGAGUUCAUGUCCCAGCAUCUGGUGUUCGCCAAUUGCAUACCCUUGGUGCUGAAGUUCUUCAACCAGACCAUCACGGAGUAUGUGAACACCAAGAAUUCAAUACCCUUGCUCGACUUUCCCUCCUGUGUGAUCGGUGAGCAGCCGGAUUUAAGCGGCGACAGCUUUGUGUAUGGCGGCGAGAUGUCCGAUAAGCCGUACUCCUGGCGCAAUGUCUUUUCAUGCAUCAAUCUGCUGCGCAUUCUCAACAAGCUAAUCAAGUGGAAGCAUUCGCGCGUCAUGAUGUUGGUCGUCUUCAAGUCGGCGCCUAUCUUAAAGAAGACGCUCAAGGUGCGGCAUGCCAUGAUGCAGCUGUACGUGCUGAAGCUGUUGAAAAUGCAAACCAAAUACUUGGGUCGACAAUGGCGCAAGUCCAACAUGAAGACUCUGAGUGCCAUCUAUUCCAAGGUGCGACAUCGCCUGAACGAUGACUGGGCCUUUGGCAAUGAUCUCGAGUCGCGUCCCUGGGACUUCCAGGCCGAGGAGUGCACGCUGCGCGCCUGUGUCGAUCGCUUCAAUCUGCGCCGCUAUCCGGAGGCUACGCAAAAAUGCGGCGCCGGCGGCGGAGUCGGUGUGGGCAACAAUGGCACCGCCGCCCAGAAUGCCGAGAAUGCACAGCAAUCCAAUAUGCAUGCGGGCAAUAGCAGCGGUGAUCGGGACUCGAAUGGAUAUGGCAACAAUGGCAGCAGCGGCGGCGGCGUCACCAACAGCAGCGGCCAGCAGAGCCAGCAGCUGCACGAUUACGGCGUAGAAGGUGGCUUUCCCAGCGAUGAGAUACUGACGCAUUCAGAUUUUGCAUUCUUUGGCCAUUCGGGCUGGUGGGAUCGCAAGGUGGAGCUAACCGAUUACUUUAAGGCCAACUAUGCCGUCUGGCUGGAGGAGGAGGUGUACAACAGUCAGACCGACUGGGAUGCGCUCUAAGCCGGAACUGGUUGGAGGCAGACGCAGCAUAAUUAAGCAUAAAGUUAUUAACAUACUUUCUAAGUCGACAAUUGAUAUAAUCGCA
Messenger RNA from Drosophila novamexicana, 2969 nucleotides. It is a transcript of the gene Strip, whose product is annotated as striatin-interacting protein 1 homolog. Bases 59 to 2884 code for a protein of 941 amino acids. The record is from RefSeq and is a predicted model, not a curated record. Gene Ontology annotation, cellular component: cytosol. Gene Ontology annotation, biological process: cytoskeleton organization. NCBI's taxonomy places the organism in Eukaryota, Metazoa, Arthropoda, Insecta, Diptera, Drosophilidae. The transcript is spliced from 4 exons.